Messenger RNA from Penicillium brasilianum, 417 nucleotides. The record is from the annotation of a GenBank genome assembly. NCBI's taxonomy places the organism in Eukaryota, Fungi, Ascomycota, Eurotiomycetes, Eurotiales, Aspergillaceae.
AUGGCAAAGCAGUCUACAAUUGCUAGGCGCGCAACGGUAGUUGCUUUAAAGGCCUAUACUCCUAAAUCUUCUGCUAAGAUCGCUGCUCUCACCGAUCUGUCUGUUCCUUCUAUGAAUCGAAUCUAUGCAGAAGCAAUUAAGCGAGGAUUCGAUCCGCAUCGCACGAUGGUUGAUAACCAGUAUGUCGAAGAUAAGCCUCGUUCUGGUAGGCCUACCAAGCAAGAUCCUUCUACAGUUAAUAUUAUCCUAUCAAAGGUGCGCCUAGAUCGAUACGGCCGGGAAAAGACCUGCGCUGAUAUCGCAGGUGAUCUUAGCAAGCUAGGAAUCAACAUCUCCGGUACAACGAUCUAUCAACGCUGGCUUUCGGAAGACGAAGCCAACGAGGAAGCCUGGAUUGACGAAGAAGAUGCGUGCUGA